AUGGGGACUUUUGGCAAAUACGUGGAUUUGAUUCCUUGCACACAUACUACAGGUUUGGAUAAGAGAUAG
Molecule: messenger RNA, 69 nt
Organism: Spirodela intermedia
Lineage: Eukaryota; Viridiplantae; Streptophyta; Magnoliopsida; Alismatales; Araceae
Source: the annotation of a GenBank genome assembly